This is a messenger RNA of Chanos chanos (milkfish), 891 nucleotides long. RefSeq names its product galectin-3. Lineage: Eukaryota; Metazoa; Chordata; Actinopteri; Gonorynchiformes; Chanidae. The transcript has 5 exons. Gene Ontology annotation, molecular function: laminin binding; IgE binding; disaccharide binding. The coding region runs from base 1 to 891 and encodes 296 amino acids. The record is from RefSeq and is a predicted model, not a curated record. Gene Ontology annotation, biological process: negative regulation of endocytosis; macrophage chemotaxis; monocyte chemotaxis. Gene Ontology annotation, cellular component: immunological synapse; nucleus; cytoplasm.
AUGAACAACUGUCAAGCACCUUGUCACCAAGGGAACAGUGUCUGGCCUGGGCAGGGCAUGCAGCAAACUGGCACCACUGCCUGGCCUGCCCAGCCAUGCCAACCGUGCUGGCCUUAUCAACCCAACUGGCCAGGUACCCAGACUGGUACACCAAACCCACCAAACUGGCCUGGAAACCCAUCAGCCCAAACCAGCCAACAAGGCUGGCCUGCACCCCAACCUCAACAAGUUCUGCCCAAUCCACCAGUUCAGCCACCCCAACCAGCACAGCCACAACCAGUUCCACCCCCUCAACCAGUACAGCCACAACCAGUUCCACCCACUCAACCAGCUCAACCCACCUGGCCUGCCCCACAACCCGCACCAGGCUGCAUGCCUGGAUGGCCUGGUAACCCAGGACAACCAGGAUGGCCUGGUCAGUGCCCCUCUAACACUCAGCAGCCAUGGCCAAUAUCACCCACAGGCCCUGUGACGGUGCCUUUCAAUAUGAACUUCCCCCGCGGGAUCUAUGACAAGCUUAUGCUCACUAUAAGGGGGCAGGUCAAGCCCGAUGCAAAAAUGUUCACUGUAAAUUUUCUACGUGGUAAUGACAUUGCCCUUCACAUAAAUCCACGUUUCAAUGAAGGAGGGAAACAGGUUGUCGUACGCAACCACAAACUCGGAGAACGGUGGGGGAAAGAGGAACGCAACAUUCAAAGCCCAUUCCCUUUCAUUCCGGGACAACACUUUGAAAUGAGGAUCCUCUGCACCUUCACCGAGUUCAAGGUGACAGUUAACAACACUGCCCUGUUUGAGUUCAAGCAUCGUAUCAAAGAAGUUAACCAAAUUGACCGCAUCAACAUCCUCCAUGAUGUCACUCUAACAUCUGUCAACGUGGAAACCUUGCCUUGA